AUGGGCGAUGGAUUCCAGCUUCAACUGCAAGCUGGCUCCUGGACCCUGGGGGGCCCCGCGGAGCUGCACCUUGACCUGGUGAACGACUCAGGGCAGCCACUGGUGCUUCCUUUGGGGAGUUUCUCUUUGGGCACCGACGGGGCCACCGCUCUGGCUGCAUGCCUCCAACUCCAGGAUUUGGACGGCCACUGGACGCGGCCCCGACUGCUGCACCCAAGAGGCACCUCUUUCAAGGAGAUGGUGAUCUACCUCCCGCCGAAGAAAGCCAUCCAGGUGCCUAUUGUGGGGCAGGUCCUGGAUGUCGGGCGCUUUGGCGGCCUCGUGGUGCGCAUCGGCGGCCAAGGCUCCGGUGCCUCGGAAGUCCUGCUGCCUGUGUGCGAGCGCCCGGCUGCGAUCCCUCCAAACCCACGGCGGCUGCUCCGCUUCGCCCUGGAAGCUGAAGACCAAAGGUGCCUCACCGGCCCCAUCUGCUGGGUGGGGCCCCACGAGCCCAUCCACCCCUCCCCGCCCACCUGGCAGGGGGAGGUCCACACCAAGCCCUGUGAAGUGGUGGUGCGGCGGACACCUGUGCAGCCACCCACAGUGAAGGGCCACGUGCUGCUGCAAGAGCGCUGCCCACUUCGAAGGCCCCUCGUCUACCAGCACACCCUGGUGCCCUCCCUAGCCAACGCGCCCCGAAGGACCCAGGACCCGAAGGCUCCGAGUCGGAGACCGGGAAAUCGGAGGCGCCUGCGCCGGAAGGCCCCCAGCCGCCCCACAGGGCGUCCCCAGUCUCAGGGGCUUAUUGGCCAAGGGGAGGAGACUUUCCAGGAGCAGGAGGAGGAGGAGGAGGAGGAGGAGCAAUCUGCCUUGGCGCAGACCGCACGGGACUUCUUUCGGCCGUCGAACUCAGAGCCGGUGAAGACGAAAGUCGGGCAGCUCCCCAGCUUGAGCAUCAUUCACCACAGUACUGCCUGGAGGAAGCUUCCCCGAAAGCUGGAUGCUCUUGCAGAUCCCAUCCUCUUGGAGGUGGCAGAAGAGACGAGCAGGUUCUGCUCGGAGACCACCGUCUUGGCCUUGUGCGGCCCAGCCUUUCGCACUCGAACUGGACAGCGCUACCAGGACUCCGUCCGAUCUCUCGGGUUCAAGGUGGUAACGAACAUGGGAAGCGUUUCCUCCUUGUACACCUGGGCCUCACUUUGCAGCUGCGCCGAGCAUCCCAGUGACCUCGUCCUUGUCUCCACCUGGGAGUGCGUGGGCAGCUGUCUCGGACUCCUCCGUCAGACGGGCGCCCUCGCACUGCUUCGCGGGCUCCUGGUCUUGUGCAGCCACCAUGACCAGGACCAGGCACAGGCUGCGGCAAAGGAGGCCCUGCCUCCCUGCCGUUGGCGGGUCAUUCCCUCCUUGGCUUUUGGCUGA
Symbiodinium natans is the source of this 1398-nucleotide messenger RNA. The record is from the annotation of a GenBank genome assembly. NCBI's taxonomy places the organism in Eukaryota, Dinophyceae, Suessiales, Symbiodiniaceae.